ACCCCUUGCGAGCAGAUUUACUUCUUGCUCGUUGGUAGAGAAGUAUAAGAUUCAAACAUCUCUUGACUUUUUUUUUUUACCUGACAAAUCUCCUUCAACCUUCAAGGAGUUCACUUGAACUUUUUUUCCAUUUUUUAAGUUUCUUUCUUUAAAAUUAAGUGGCAAUUUAUUCAUUAAUUUUUUACAUAAAUCAACUGCAAAAUGCAGAGUUUCAUCCAGUUAUUUAGCAGUUAUUUUAAAAAAGUUUAUCUCAACGUAGCAGUCUUCAUCACAAUGAUUUUUUGCGCAUGGAAGUUUGAAUAUAUCAGUUUAUCAACCAUAUCACUCUUGCUUGUAGUUGAAUUUGUCUGGUUUUAUUUCUUCAAAAAUCCUCGAAGAGAACUGAAAAAUAAGGACAGCAUAAUAGUGACAGGUUGUGAUACAGGAUUAGGAUACAGCCUGGCUCUUCAUUGUUCAAACCACCUGAAUAUUUCGGUGAUCGCAGCAGUCCACAACAUCGAUAGCCUAGGCUCGAAGAACCUUUCCAAAGCUGGAAUAACUGUAUAUCCUCUUGAAAUAACUGACAGUACGAGUGUUAAAGCGUUCGUACAAUUAGCAGCAGACUACCUGAAGAGAGAAAACCUUGCUCUUCGGGGAGUAGUUAAUAAUGUUGGAGCAAUGAUAUUUGGAGAAUUUGAGUGGCAAACAGAGGAGCAAAUUCGUCAUCAGAUGGAAGUGAAUCUUCUGGGAACGAUGAGGUUGACAAAGGAAAUGUUGCCAGUCCUUAGAGAGCAGUCAAGUAGACUGAUUAUUGUUACAAGUCACUGCUCUAGUGAACCUCUUCCUGGUGUUGCAAUUUAUAGUGCGACAAAAGCUGGAUUAUUUGCCUGGGCUACUUCCCUCAGGGUGGAGCUGAAAAAGUAUGGAGUUGAAGUAGUGAGCUUUGUUCCAGGAUCAUUCAUCCGUGAAAGUAAUUUACUAUCACAGCAACGAAAACACUUUGAAGUCAUGAAGCUGGCAAUGACACAGGAAGCAAGAUCCUUUUACUCUGAUUACUUUGAAAGAUAUGCUGACUACCUGUCACCUUUAUCUCGCAAUGUAUCUCCUCCUCAAAAGAUAGAAAAUCCUAGACUCUAUGAGAUCUUUGAGGAUGCUCUGCUGGAUCAAUAUCCUCAAGCAGUUUACAAAUGCGAACCUUGGAGAUAUAUGAUUUACUUUUGCCUCUUUAAGAUAACAUCGAUGCGAAUAAGAGACUGGUUGGUUGAAAGAUUCGUACAAAUGCCAGCUUGGAAAGAUACUAAAGAUAAAAAA
This is a messenger RNA of Chelonus insularis, 1290 nucleotides long. RefSeq names its product SDR family oxidoreductase shroud (gene sro). Gene Ontology annotation, cellular component: intracellular membrane-bounded organelle. The annotation marks the transcript as partial. The transcript has 5 exons. NCBI's taxonomy places the organism in Eukaryota, Metazoa, Arthropoda, Insecta, Hymenoptera, Braconidae. Gene Ontology annotation, molecular function: oxidoreductase activity. Gene Ontology annotation, biological process: steroid metabolic process. The record is from RefSeq and is a predicted model, not a curated record.